Malania oleifera is the source of this 2821-nucleotide messenger RNA. RefSeq lists its product as uncharacterized. Bases 1073 to 2644 code for a protein of 523 amino acids. NCBI's taxonomy places the organism in Eukaryota, Viridiplantae, Streptophyta, Magnoliopsida, Santalales, Ximeniaceae. The transcript has 7 exons. The record is from RefSeq and is a predicted model, not a curated record.
UAAUAAUGGCAGGUUGAACAACAAUGGUGUUUUUUUUAAAUGCACUCGGCUCGUGAUUGUUGAACUUUGAAAGUAGGUGUCAGGUGGGGCGUUGAAAAUUCUCAAAUGGGUUGCCGUUGAUUUUGAAAAACUUGCAAGCCCUUUUCGCUUUACACCACUCAUCAAUUCAUCCACACCACACCCAGAAGAACCCAUAGCCCGAGAACUCGAGAAGGUUCGAUUCAAAGCAAUAGAAGAGCAAUGAACUAGGCAACAGAUGGUUAAAGGAAGAACGGUGCAUCCAGACUGCAUUGACGCAUCAAAUUCUGAUUGUCACUGUGUUCUGCUAUAGAAGAAUUGCUGAGGCUACAAUGGGGAAGGCCAGAAAAAAAUCAGGUUUUCUUGCUCUAUUUGUUCCUUUUUAAUCAGCAUGAUGAAAUCUGUGAAAUUUUUUAGUUUUGUAUUUAGUCUAUUUGGGUGCUGCAUUCGAGCACUGUUGCUGGUUAUGGUUUCGUUGACAGGUAAACUGCUAACGAAACUUCAAAAAUUACUUUUCCAAUUUUCUGCUAUCCAAAUAAUUAAUCUGAUCACAGGUCUGUAUUUUGAAGUUUUGUGUUGAUUAUUGAAUAAUAUUGUGACAUGCAUCCAUGUGUUUUUUUUAAUGACAUGAGAGGUUUGCACAUAGACCAAAAUUUUAAAGUUUUAUGGAACUCAUUUUGUGUAUAAAGUCAACAAUUGUUUUCUCUUGUACAAAAUCCUAAGGUGUUUUUGAAACAAUUGUGCCUCGACAUAGAACUUCAUAUGAGAUUCUGGAAGGAAUUGUAAACCAGCUGGAUAAAGGAAAAUAAGGUUCUUCAACUUUACUAUGUUGUUGGAUUAGGUAGUUUUUUUUUUACAUCUGCAGGUACAUCUUUAACCAUUUACUCAACAAUGAUCGAAAAUUUAAAGUUCUUGUUUUAGAGAACAGUGGUGGCAAAGAAGAAAGUGAGCUUCAUAAAAAGAUGGUAAAUUAAAAAUAGUGCAUGCAGAUUGCACUAAUGCAUCUCAUCCCUGUCACUUUUGUGCUGAAUAUUGCUUUGAAAGAAUAGCUAAAAUGAAAGCCCAGUUAGACAAAUGGGGUGGCAUAGAAGAUGAUGAACCUCACAAAAAUACCACAAAAGAAAGAAGAGUGCACUCAGAUUGCAUCAAUGCAUGUAAUCCGUACCAUGUAUGUGCUGAAUAUUGCUUUGCUUCUGCUAAAGCGGGCAACCAGAUGGACAAGAAAGGAUCAGACAUCCAUGUUGGUAAAGAAGAAAGGGAACCUCACAAAAGGACAACAAAAGAAAGAAAGGUGCACCCAGAUUGCCUUAAUGCAUCUAAUCCCUACCACGUGUGUGCACAAUAUUGCUUUGAAAGAAUUGCUAAAUCCAACGCCCAGAUGGAUAAAAAAGAGACAGGCAACUGUGUUGGCGUUGAAGACAGCAGACUUCCCAAAAAGUUGGCAAAUGGAAGAGGAGUGCACCCAGAUUGUGUCAAUGCUUCGAAUCCCUAUCACGUGUGUGCUGAAUACUGCUUUGAAAGAAUUGGUAUAGCAAAUACCCAAAUGGAUAAAAAGGAGUCAGUUCCCAUCUUUUCUGGUUCUUCUCAUAGAUCAAGCAAGAGAAAGAAGAAGGGAGCUAAAUCUCUACUUACCCCAUCUGAAGUCACAGAUAAUGUUCCUGUCCAAACUAAAGAUCACUCAGCUGAUGUUUCAUCAACGUCAUCACUUUCUUCUUCCAAGAAAGGAGAGGAAUCAGGGAACGUUGAGGCUAUUUCUUCUUCUCAGCGAUAUUCUGAAGAAACCAGUGCUCAAGGACCCCUUGUUGAUGGAGGGCAAGUUCAACUCUUCCAAUUGGUACCCAAAUCUGGAAUUAUCACAAUGAUGGAUGGCCCAAAGGAUAUUUUUAUCACAGCAGUGUCAGAGGAAAAUGAUAAAUCAAAUAAACAAGGAGAGGACCUGGGAGAAGGCAUUACUGCUAGUCCUUUUGUUGGGUCUAUGAGCUCUACUAUCACGGAUGUGAUGCCUCCCUUCGAAGAUAGUGAUGAGGAAGGGGAUGAGUCUAUGAUUUCUAAUUCCAAGGUGCUGGUGGGAAAAUACCAUGUCAAAGCAAGCAACUCUUCUAUCCUGCAGUCAAUCUUUAGCAAAUAUGGAGAUAUAGCAGCCAGCUGUCUACUUGAAUCAACUCUCAUACGCUCUUAUUAUUUGGAUUGUGUAUGUUUUGUGGUUCAAGAGUUGCAAUCGAACUCAUUUUUGCAGCCGACUAAGUCCAAGAUUAAAGAGUUAUCUGCUAUUCUCAAAGACGCAGAAUCUUCCCAAAUCAAUGUUGGCUGGCUACAAUCUAGACUUGACGAAAUCACAGAAGCCAUGGAGCUCCUUAGCAGCCACCGAGUGAUGAGGGAAGCGAAGGCCAAGUGCAAUCAAUCUUUGGAGUCAACAAGGAAAGAGCUGGCAUCCCUCAUGGAAGAUUUGGCCCAAAAAGAGAAGGAGGUUGCCGAUGUUCAGGCUCAAGUUCUGGAGACGCAGAAGCGACUUGGGGAACUUGAGCUUGAAUCUAUUCAACUGGAUGAGUCUUAUUCAACUAUUAGGUCUAAGGUUGAGAAUCUGCAUCUCAAGCCCAUUUCAGAUGAACUCUUACAAAGCAAUUGAGAUGCCAGUCAGUCAUCGCUUGUGAAAUUAUAUGUUCAUCUUUGCAUGUUGGUUUAGUUUAAUUGUACUGUGGAGUCUGAACCUUUGCUAUAUGUUAAGCUGAAAUGGUUCUCUGGUGUGGUGUACUCAAAAGUUAUAUUGAAGCUAUUAAAGUGUUGCUAUGCCUUUCAGAUACAA